AUGUCGAUAAUCACGUUUCUCGAGACAAGGGAAUAUAGGGAGAAUCAUGAUCUAGGGCGUCACCAAUGGCUCGAUAAUCUAGACCUGCGCCCUGUACCGCAAAAUCGCCGUACUUACACUUGGAAAUCCUACUUCUGGUUUUGGAUCUCUGCCAAUGCUACUCCAGCCACGUUCUAUGGUGUAUCAGCCGCUCUAGCUGCGGGCUUGGGCCUUUGGGAAGCCUUGAUGUGCCAGUUAGGAGGACAAAUCAUGAUCGCAACGGUAUUUUGCUUCAACGGCAGGCCAGGUGCCGUCUAUCACAUUCCAUAUCCAGUUAUAGCACGGGCUUGUUUUGGUAUCUGGGGAGCCUACUGGCCCAUCUUCAACCGCAUCGUGAUGACAUUGGUCUGGACUGGGGUCAACGCGGUCCAGGGUGGCCAAUGUGCCUAUGUCCUGCUGCAUUCUAUCUUCCCGUCAAUUGCAAACAUUCCAGACGUUUUUCCUGAAGGCGUAUCAGCCCUCAAUUCAGGUGGAAUGAUCGGUUUCAUGGUGUUCUGGGUCGUGACUACAUCUCUGCUGCACAUUCAAAUCCCAGACCUACGACCGUACAUGUACACCAAAUUGGUUAUAUUUGCCGUCUGUAGUAUUGCUCUUUUGGUUUGGGCAUUGGUAGAAGCAGGAGGUCUUGGAAGUGUUGCUCGUCAGGGAAGCACAAUUUCCGGCAGUGCCAAAUCCUGGGCGAUUGCGCGAUACAUCUGGAUUUACUGCGCCAACGGUGCCACCUAUGCUACCAACGCAGCUGACUUUCUUCGUUAUGCCCGGAAGCCAAAAAAUGCUUGGUGGCCACAGCUCAUCGGUUUCCCACUCUCAACACUGAUUUACGGACUUGUUGGAAACCUCAUCGUCUCCAGUUCCGUUCUGAUAUUUGGAGAGCUUGUUUGGAACCCUAUUAAUCUUCUGGAUAUGCUUCUGGUCCAAGACUACAGUUCUGGCCGGCGCGCUGGUGUAUUCUUUCUAUCCCUGGGCUUCACAAUAUUCCUCUCAUCCAUCACCGGCGUCAUGCUUUGUCAAUACUUUCUCGUCUCGAAAGGUUAUUUACAAAUCCAGGAUUUCUACACAUCCAGUUCGACGGGCUUGUAUUACUACCGCAAGGGAUGGAACUAUCGUGCAUAUAUUGCGUACAUAAUCGGCAUUGCGCCCAACUUUUAUGGUUUCUUGGGAGUCUUCGGCGUCAACAUCACCGAGGCGGCGACUCGCAUGUAUUACUUUGCUUAUCCCGUCGGGCUCAUAUUGAGUUUUGGUUCGUACUAUGGUCUGUGCUGGCUGGAUCCUCCGCCAUUCUCGAAGAUAAAGGAACCUUGGCAAGAACCGGUAGACUAUUUUGAAGCCGACGAUAUCCUAGAUGGCAUCCCGACAGUUGAUGUGAAGGAGACCGUUGCUACAAGCACUAUAGGGACUAAGGAGGUUUGA
Messenger RNA from Talaromyces atroroseus, 1449 nucleotides. RefSeq lists its product as hypothetical. Gene Ontology annotation, cellular component: plasma membrane. The record is from RefSeq and is a predicted model, not a curated record. Bases 1 to 1449 code for a protein of 482 amino acids. Gene Ontology annotation, biological process: nucleobase transport; transmembrane transport. Gene Ontology annotation, molecular function: nucleobase transmembrane transporter activity. The transcript has 5 exons. Lineage: Eukaryota; Fungi; Ascomycota; Eurotiomycetes; Eurotiales; Trichocomaceae.